GCUCUCAGCAGCUCUCAGGCUCGCUCGUUCUAUCGAUGUCGCUCACACCACCACACAACUGUAUCAACUAAACUGUAACCACGAUCACGGGACUUUUAAUUUAAAAAAACUAAUUAAGUAUCUACCUACUCAAACAAAUAAAAUAAAUAAGUAAGUGUGAAAGCUGUUGAUGUCAAUCGUUUUAGUAGUGUUACAAGGGUUCAAUUAUUCGGCUUUAAUAACAAAAAAUACUUGUUAUAAAUUGUUUAUAUAAAAGUAAUCAACAAUUUGAUGUGGAAAAUAAUUAUGCUAUUUUGGCUGCUGUAAAUCCUGAAUUAUUCCUGAAGCUCAACCAAUGUGUACUCAGCUGAAAUGGGGUAUCGCCGGCGUGGGAAUGAUAGCCCACGAUUUUUUGACCGCGAUGGCGACGCUGCCAGAUGAAAAGCACAAGGCUGUGGCCAUUGCCGGCAAGGACAUGGACCGCGUACACAGACUAGCUUCGCUCCACAAUAUCACCUCCGAGCAUGAAAGCUACGACUCCUUGGCGCUUGAUGUUGACGUUGACAUUGUUUUCGUCAGUGUUUUGAAUUUGCAACAUUACGAAGUAUCUAAAUUAAUGUUAGAAAAUGGAAAACACGUGUUGUGUGAGAAACCGCUGGGCAUGACUCACAAACAGGUUAAGUCCCUCGUGGAUUUAGCUCGUGAAAAGAAAUUGUUCCUCCUCGAGGGGAUGUGGUCGAGGUUCUUCCCUGCUUACGACGCUUUGAACGAGCACAUAUCUUCUGGCGGGCUUGGGGACAUCUAUCACGUCAACAUUCAGUUCGGGGUCGAAAUUAACGAAAUUGAGAGGAACCUAAUGAAGGAUUUGGGUGGUGGUGCUGUGUUGGACCUUGGGAUAUACAUGCUGCAGCUAGCGCAGUUCGUGUACAAACAACCUCCUCUUGACAUGGUAUGCACCGGCCACCUCAGUAAGGCCGGGGUUGACGAGUCUAUGUCCUGUUCCCUCAAGUACCAGGACGGUAGGACGGCAACCCUGUCUGCUCACACGAGAGCCUCUAUGACAAAUAAGGCCGAAAUCAUCGGCACCAAAGGCAUUAUAGUUUUGGACUAUUUCUGGUGCCCCACUGCGCUACACAUAUCGGCUGCCAACAGCACCGAGUGGACACUUCCAAAGGGCGCGUUUAAAUUCCACUUCCACAACAGUGCUGGCCUGAGCUACGAGAUACAGGAAUGCUUUGACUGUAUCAGCAAAGGUUCACUGGAAAGUGUUAAGAUGAGUCUAGACGAUUCUGUCCUUUUAUCAAAGUUGAUGGACACGAUGAGAGCACAACUAGGAGUCCUAGACGAAGAAAAUUAACUUUACGUUUACUUAAAAUUUUAUCAAAUACCACCAAUAGCAUAAGUACUUACAUUAUUGCUUUAACUACUGUUAUAUAUUAACAAAGUGCCAGUUAAGUUGAGAACAAAACAAUUUGUGAUAUUAUGCCUUAAUUAUAGUCCCUACCUACAUAAUUGCAGCUAAAUAUACUUAAAAAGUACAGUAUUUAC
Messenger RNA from Chilo suppressalis (striped riceborer), 1527 nucleotides. The record is from the annotation of a GenBank genome assembly. Lineage: Eukaryota; Metazoa; Arthropoda; Insecta; Lepidoptera; Crambidae.